Molecule: messenger RNA, 792 nt
Organism: Dictyostelium discoideum AX4
Lineage: Eukaryota; Evosea; Eumycetozoa; Dictyosteliales; Dictyosteliaceae
Exons: 2
Coding region: 1-792 (263 amino acids)
Biological process (GO): translation
Source: RefSeq, a predicted model, not a curated record
AUGAUUAGAGGAAUUAAUAGAUUUUCAGGAUGUUUUGUUCGUUCAAUUGGUAACAAUUCAAAUCAACAACAACAAACUUAUAGAGGUAUUAUUAGUGUUGCAAAAACCACAACAACAUCAUCAUUUCAAAGAAGAUCACCAUUUUCAAUUUUUAAUGAAAAUUCAGUAAUGACAUUAAGAGCUAAAAAGAGUGGUGGUGGUGGUGGUGGUAAAAGCAAUAGUAAAGAUGAUGAAGUUUUCACACCAUGGAAACAAGUUGAUAUUAGUUCAGUUAGUAGUCAAGGUGAUAAAACUAUAGAAUACGUUUCAAGAGAAUUAGGUAAUAUUCGUUUUGGUCGUGUUGGUCCAGAAUUAUUAGAACGUAUUAAUGUUGAAACUCCAAGUGGUAAUUUACUAUUACCACAUAUGGCAAUGAUUACUAUUAAAGAUUCUUUAACUUUAAAUAUUACAUUAUAUGAUAGUUCUUUACUUAGUAAUGUAGAAAGAGCAUUAACAAACUCUGGAUUAGGAUUAAAUCCUCAAACAUUUGAUACAACAAUUAGAGUAUCAUUACCAAAACCAACUCAAGAUUUAAGACAAAAAUUAAUUAAACAAGUAAAUACAAUCUCUGAAGAUGCAAAAGUUUCAAUUAGAAGACACAGAAAAGAUGGUAUGGAUAUUUUAAAACGUUACAAACUUACAAAAGAUGAUGAAAAGACCCUUGAAAAAAAUAUUCAAAAAAUUACUGAUGAUUAUAUAAAAUCAAUUACAAAAAUAACUGAAACAAAAUUAAAAGAAAUUAAUAGUAAUUAA